Molecule: messenger RNA, 1494 nt
Organism: Closterium sp. Yama58-4
Lineage: Eukaryota; Viridiplantae; Streptophyta; Zygnematophyceae; Desmidiales; Closteriaceae
Source: the annotation of a GenBank genome assembly
AUGGCGCACGCAUGGCGGCACGUUGGCUUUAGGCGCCGCGCAGGCCAACGGCGCAGACGCGCAGGUGCGCGCACCCCUGCCACCCGCCAGCCUUCCGCUGGCACUGCGGGCAGGGGAAGCGCGGGGAGACGGGGGGCAGCAGGGGCGGGCGCAGGGGCUGGCGGCACUGGGCGGUCCACCACGGCGGCCGCUGCAGCGGCGGCGGCAGCAGCUGUGGCGGCAGCGACGGCAGUGGAUGGGGAAGCGGAGGCAGGGGCUGCGGGCAGUGGCACUGGCGCUACUGCUGCUGCUGGCCGUGCGGUGGCAACAGGGGGAGCAGCAGGCGAGGCAGGCGGAGGCGGGGGUGGAGGGGGAGGAAGGGGCGGGGAGGCGUUGGAAAGGGGGACGGGCGGAGGGGAAGGGGAGGCGAGCAGGCAGCUAUUCAAGAACAGGCCCUAUCUUUCCAUUCUUGUCAACCGCUCCCUUCCUUGUGUGUUCUCCCUUGCCCGCACCGAGCUCACCCCCCUGGGCGCGGCUUACUGCAGCGCACGCAGACGGAGGGCAGGGAGGGUGCACCCGUACGUGUACGGGCUGUCGUUCAUCGCUGACUGCUCCGUGCCAUGCAAUGUGACGGUGCAUGUCAUGGCGUAUGAGAAGGACAGGCACAGAAAAGACAAGCCGCCCAGGCUGAAGUCGAAGGUGACGCAGCGCGAGGCGAGUGCAGCGGGCGUGGUGGCGGGGCUGGAGCAGACCUUCUCGCUGCCGCCCUCCUGCCUGCUCGCCUUCGAUGGCUUCCAGGACGCACAGCUGACGUCAACCAAGACGUCACCGUCGCACACAUACCCGGUUGUCAUCCGCAUCCAGACAGCGCUGCCUGCAGGUCGGUCGCAUGACCCAGCAGCGCGGGCGCAGCAGCAGACGCACACCACCUAUGCCACGCUCGUCAAGCAGGCGGACAGCACGUACGGUGUGCAGGUGUUGAAGCAGGUGCUGUGGGUGGGCGGGUGCUCGUACGUGCUGCAUGAGAUCUUUGGCAUCGACGGCCCUGCCUCCUCGCCUGCCCCCCUGCAUGCCGCACCUGGGGACGCCGCCGAUCCCAAUGGGGGGGGAGCCAAUGUGGAGUGUGUGGUGUGUCUGGAGGACCCGCGAGACACGCUUGUGCUGCCAUGCCGCCACCUCUGCCUCUGCCUGCACUUUGGAGUGGAAAGGAUGAGAGCAGAUGGACAGGUGGAAAAGGGGAGCAGAGGAGGCGGAGAAGCAGGUGCAGACUACACGGUAGACGGUGCAGAAAAGAGGGUUUCCAGGAGCGGCAGUAGGGAAGGUGUGGAGGGAGGAGUAGACCGAAGAGAGAUGACAAUCGAAGAGGCGAGCCAAGGAGCGGGAGGAGAGGAGUUGCAUGGAAAGGAGGAAGAGAUGGUGCAAGUGGAAAGCGGGACUGGCAGUGGGGAGUUGCAUGCAGGGCAGCAAGAAGAGGUAGAAGUGGCCAACGAGGCCCGGGUUGAGGCCGGAUGCUAG